Molecule: messenger RNA, 435 nt
Organism: Auanema sp. JU1783
Lineage: Eukaryota; Metazoa; Nematoda; Chromadorea; Rhabditida; Rhabditidae
Source: the annotation of a GenBank genome assembly
AUGGCCAAUGACAACGAGGUUGAAGAUUUUUUGAAUCGUUCACUCACAAUUGUUGAGGAGUUUGAACAAGGAUAUGAUGUAACGCGAAAGAUAGAAACGUUGGCUCUUCCUGCUAAAACGGACGCUGAUAUUUUAGAAGUUUAUCGCGUUGUUAGGGACACUUGCUCACAAUCACCUAUUACAAACUCAUUCAUCACAACACCUAGACAAAGAUCUCGGGCUAUCCGUAUCCCCAAAUUGGAUCUUGACCAGCUCAAUGGUAGCCGAUCUCAAGUAGAGCAAUCCACUUCUCAUCUCUCCUGUUGCCAUUCGCCCAGCCACGCUACAUCGAGUGUUUCAAUAGCUGAUUUCAUUUAUUUGAUGAUCUUCAUACUCUUUAUCUCUGCUUUGAUUUUUCUAUUCUAUCCUCCGCAUCGAUAUUGUGGUCCUGUAUAA